UGGGAAUGAUCGCAAUGAGAAGAAUAUUUUUCUUUUAAAUAUAGGGCAAAUUAUGCAUAUUUGUUUUAGCUGAAGGAGGUUAGAGGCAAUCUGUCAAAACGAUCCUGGAUUAUUACAAAAAGCAAAAAUUACAUACAAUUUGCCAGAGCUCACCUCCUGACGCAUACACAGCCGAGUGGGAAUCAAAAACCGCAGAUCAAAUAACUUUAUUUAGAAAUGUAUUUAAAUAUCAGUGACAGUAAAAGAGGCGUCGGUCGAGCAUGCCGGUUGAGAUAUGGUCAUGUCACGACAGUGCACUGUUUGAGAUUGACUGUGUACAAACCACUCCUGCACGGCGUCCCUAUUGCCUCAUCAACUCGCAAAUGGGGCGCACCCAGUUCCAGCACUUACCGCAUGCGUGUUGCAUGCCGCCUGCAGUUCAAGUUGUUUAGCACGCGUGAAGUAUAUUUGAGAAAAGCUUUUUUAUUAAGGGGCAAAAUUUAUUGUAAAGAGCAACGAACGUUAUUCAUCAGUAUGGGAGGACAAGCUAAGAACAAGAAGAAAAAUAAACCCAAGAGGAAGGACAACCGUCAAAACAGGGAUGGAGGAUUUGUUGAUUUGUCACCUCAAGAAAGGAUGAAAGUAAGAAUGCAUGAGAAAGCCAAGAAGAAGACAGCUGAAAAGUACUCAGUACAGCAACUACUAGAAAAGACUCAGGAGUACAUGGACAGUUUUGACUUUGAGAUGGCUGGCCUUUUCUGUCAGAGAGCUUUGGAUGUGGACUCCAACAACCUACAAGCUCUUGACAUGCUGGGACACAUUUGCUCUGAAUUAGGAGACAUGCAGAAAGCUAAAUCAGUGUUUCUCCGUGCAAUAGAUCUGAGCCCGGAUGUUGGUCAUAGCAAAUACAUGUAUCUGGGACAAAUUCACACCGGCCAGGAGGCUGUGGACUACUACACAAAGGGAAUACAAGUUCUUCUAUCGGUUCUAGAUAAGCAGGAAACAGAGGCUGGAGCCUCUGGAACAACGGAUGAGAGCGACGAGAUCCCUUCAAGGAAGGAUGUCAGCGUGGCCUACUGCUCCCUGGCUGAGAUCUACUUAACAGACCUCUGCAUGGAGGAGGGAGCUGCAGACAAGUGCCGAGGGUUCAUUGAAAAAGCUUUACAGUAUCACCAUGACAACCCGGAGGCUCUCCAGCUUAUGGCCAGUUACCUGUUUAGUACAGAGAGAAACCAGGAAGGGAAGGAAUACCUGUUGAAAAGUGUUGGCAUGUGGUUACCUGCGCAGAAGCAAAGUGCAGCUUCCUCCACGACAGAAGAAGAAACACAGAAUGAAAUCCCUCCGUACGAGUCUCGCAUCACCACAGCCAAACUGCUUAUCGAGUCAGAGGAGUAUGAGAUGGCAGUAGAUGUAUUGGAGGGUCUUCUGGAAGAAGAUGAUGAAGUUGUUCAGGUUUGGUAUCUGUCCGGCUGGGUGUGCUACCUCCAGUGGGAAAAAGCAAAACAACACCAAGAAAGAGAAGGAAGUGAGGCAAUGGAGGAGAAUGAGGAGUUGAAGGCUUUACAGGAAGCUGCAAGGUCAUACCUGACUAAUGCUAAAAAGCUGUACAGUAAGCUGCGAUGCGACGACCAGCCGAUGCUGGAGCAUGCAGAACAGCUGCUGGGCGAACUGGGAGGAGAAAUCGAGGAAGAAGACGAAGAUCCAACCGUGGACGACGACUACGAACCUUGCAGUGACGAUGAAGAGAAAGCAGAGGCCCCCAUGGAGCACUGACUGCACCCCAUCGUGUUUUCCUGGAGUUUUUGUGCCCUCUCCAACGUGCCUUUUUGUACUGGCUUUUCAAAGAUUAAAUUGAUUUGCACAAACA
Messenger RNA from Gambusia affinis (western mosquitofish), 1846 nucleotides. RefSeq names its product probable assembly chaperone of rpl4. Gene Ontology annotation, molecular function: protein binding. The coding region runs from base 217 to 1752 and encodes 511 amino acids. Gene Ontology annotation, biological process: cell division. The record is from RefSeq and is a predicted model, not a curated record. Lineage: Eukaryota; Metazoa; Chordata; Actinopteri; Cyprinodontiformes; Poeciliidae. The transcript has 11 exons.